Molecule: messenger RNA, 1056 nt
Organism: Aphanomyces astaci
Lineage: Eukaryota; Oomycota; Saprolegniomycetes; Saprolegniales; Verrucalvaceae
Exons: 4
Coding region: 1-1056 (351 amino acids)
Source: RefSeq, a predicted model, not a curated record
AUGGAGCGGUGUAUGCGGCUACUCAACCCGUUGAUCCUGGGCUGUCCCGCCCUCCGCCAAGUCGACGCGAUGAUCAACCAAGCGUUUGGUCCGACCUUGGAAUCGGAACGUUGCUCGUAUUCGAUCACGCCGUUGGGGUCGUACCCGCUCAAAACGUACCUGCCGGAUUCCGACAUUGACGUGUGUCUGAAAGUGCCGGACGCGGCCGCCACGUGGCAUCUUGCAGUGACCCAAGCGCUGAUAGGCGCCGCGACGCCCGCCGCUUGGUUCCACGACAACCUUCGCUGUGACCAAGCUGUCUUCCGCCGACUUGUGGACUUGCUGCGCCAACGUUUGCAACCCAACGAGCGUCAAUCCAGCCACUCCUUCGAGAAGAAGGUGGCUGUGACGCUGUACUUCUUGGGGUCCGAAGGUGGCUAUCGAGAGACAGCGGCAGCAUUUGGAAUGGCCAAAUCGUGGUGUAUCACAGUCGUGGCGACCGUGGUGGAUGUGUUGGCGAGCCAAGCAAAGUUGUGGAUACGCCUGCCGACCUUCCCUGGUGACUGGAGUCGAAUCGAACGUGGCUUCUACAAGGCACAACGGUUUCCGGGCGUUGUCGGAGCUGUGGAUGGUACUCUCAUUGAUAUCCAACGGCCCCGUGAGUACGAUGGUUUUUACAAUCGAAGCGGUGACCCCUCUCUCAAUGUUCAAGCAAUGGUGGACCACCGUAUGGUAUUUUUGUCUGUGGACAUCCGUCCUGGUUCGUUCUCCGACAAAAAAAUUUGGAAGGUGUCGCAGCUGGGCCAAACAAUUCGUCGCUGUAUUCCUACCGGCAGCCACGUUAUUGGCGAUUCUGGAUACACAUUGCUGCCAUGGUUGUUGACCCCAUAUGUGCCGCACGAAGAAGGCGGUCGUUUGUCCAACACACAAAAGCGAUUCAACUACAAGCUAUCCAGCACUCGAAUGGUGGUCGAGUGUGCAUUUGGGCGCCUCAAGGAGAGAUUCCGGAUUUUGAAAAGCGUGAUGAACGAAAGAUCAUUGGACCGGACGGUCGCCAUCACUACCUCUUGCUUCUAA